AUGCCUGCCUGCCCGUAUACGGACCUUGAGCGCAACUGGCGAGACCUUCGCCGGUCGACCUUCGGCGCCGGAGGCCGCGGCGCACCGUCGACGCGCUUGCACCGCGGUAUCGCAUCAGCAGGCCGCUAUCGCAAUGUCGCAACUUUGCCCGUUGACGGUAUCGGUCGCGUGGAGAACGUGCGCGUCGCGUCGCAAUCCGCUCGUCUAGAUCGUCCGGGGCGCGGACCGCUGCCGUACGCAGCGGACGGUGUCCGAUUUGAAAUAUCUUCUACGCAG
Messenger RNA from Iphiclides podalirius (scarce swallowtail), 276 nucleotides. The record is from the annotation of a GenBank genome assembly. Lineage: Eukaryota; Metazoa; Arthropoda; Insecta; Lepidoptera; Papilionidae.